Molecule: messenger RNA, 6788 nt
Organism: Carcharodon carcharias (great white shark)
Lineage: Eukaryota; Metazoa; Chordata; Chondrichthyes; Lamniformes; Lamnidae
Gene: ankfy1
Product: ankyrin repeat and FYVE domain containing 1
Exons: 25
Coding region: 152-3691 (1179 amino acids)
Molecular function (GO): metal ion binding; protein binding
Source: RefSeq, a predicted model, not a curated record
UUCUUCUAAAAGGCGAUGAGUAUAGGUGAAACAAAGAAGGUGUAUGAUGCAUGUCAGUUGGAUUCUUCAAGCAAGAGCCAGACCAAAUACAAUAGGUCAAGAGGGGAAGUGAAAAGCAAAAUAAAACUGGCAAAGAGAAUCUGGGAAUCGAAUGGUGGUUUACAUAAAGGAGAACCCAGAAAUCUUCUGCCCUGUAUCUAAGGAGGUUGCCAAGCUGCAGAAACAUCUGGCGCUCCUCCGCCAGGAGUACGUGAAGAUGCAGCAGAAGCUGGCAGAGACAGAGAAGAGAUGUGCCAUGCUUGCAGCCACAUCCAACAAAGAAAACUCCAGUGACUCUUUUGUUUACAGACUGCUGUCUAUUGUGUCUGAGCUUUAUCAGCAAGAACAAUACAGUGACUUGAAAGUGAAGGUUGGAGAAAAGUACAUAAAUGUUCAUAAGUUUGUGUUGGCAGCACGCAGUGAUGCCUGGAGCCUGACAAACCUUGCCUCGACCCAUGAACUAGACCUGUCAGAUGCUGAGUCAGAAGUAACCAUGGCGAUGCUCCGAUGGGUUUACACGGAUGAACUUGAACUGAAGGAAGAUGAUGUAUUCCUCACUGAACUAAUGAGAUUAGCUAAUCGAUUUCAGCUAUAUCUUCUCCGAGAAAGGUGUGAGAAAGGAGUAAUGUCAUUGGUUAACGUUAGGAACUGUAUUCGAUUCUAUCAGACUGCAGAGGAGCUGAAUGCUAUUACGUUGCUGAACUACUGUUCUGAGAUUAUAGCCAGCCAUUGGGAUGAUCUGCAGAAGGAUGAUUUCAGCAGCAUGACUGCUCCUUUGUUGUACAAAAUGAUUAAAUCAAAGACUGAAUACCCUUUGCAUAAAGCUAUCAAAGUGGAGAGAGAGGAUGUUGUAUUUCUCUACCUCAUUGCAAUGGACUCUCAGUUACCUGGUAAACUAAAUGAACUUGAUGAUAAUGGAGACCUGGCCUUGGAUCUGGCACUCUCUCGACAGCUGGAGAGUAUUGCAACAACAUUGGUUAAUAACAAGGCCGAUGUUGACAUGGUGGAUAAGAAUGGCUGGAGUUUGCUUCACAAGGCUAUCCAAAGAGGUGAUGAAUUUUCUGCUGGCUUCUUGAUUCGAAAUGGCGCUCGUGUAAACGCAGCUACAUAUGGAGAGCAGGAAACGCCACUUCAUCUUGUGGCAUCAUAUAGUCUAAAAAAACACUCAGUGGAAGCAAUGGCAGGAAUGGCACGUAUUGCUCAAGCACUUUUGGAAGUAUCUGCCAAUUCCAAUAUGCAGGACAGCAAAGGGCGGACACCCUUACACUCAUCUAUAUUGGCAGGCAAUGAGUAUGUCUUCACACAGUUACUGCAGUGUAAGCAAUGUGAUUUGGAGCUGAAGGAUCAUGAAGGAAGCACAGUGCUGUGGUUAGCACUCCAGGAUAUAACAGUGGACUCUGAUCAGUCUGUGAAUCCAUUUGACGAUGUUCCGGUUGUGAAUGGCACCUCAUUUGAUGAGAACAGUUUUGCAGCAAAACUUAUUAAGCGGGGUAGUAAUCCAGAUGCUCCAGAUGCAAAGGGGAAUUGUUUGAUGCAAAGAGCAUCAGAAACUGAAAAUGAAGCUGCUGCACUCUUCCUGGUUGCUCAUGGGGCCAAGGUUAACCACACCAAUCACUUGGGUGAAACUCCACUUCACACAGCCUGCCGUCAUGGCCUGGCGAAUCUCACUGUAGAACUACUGCAGCAUGGAGCAAAUCCCAACAUCCAAACCAAACGACCGCUUUCUGUUGGUGCAGGUGUGUCUCAAGACUCCAUGGAGGGUCUCUAUUUGCAGACACCACUUCACAUGGCAAUAGCACACAAUCAUCCAGAUGUGGUGUCUGUGAUACUAGAGCAGAAAGCAAAUGCACUUCACGCUGCCAGUAAUCUGCAAAUCAUUCCUGACUUCAGCCUCAAAGAUUCAAGAGAUCAGACAGUCCUAGGGCUGGCUCUGUGGACAGGCAUGCAUACAAUCGCAGCACAGCUGCUGGGCUCAGGGGCUGCCAUUAACGAUUGCAUGUCUGACGGUCAGACUCUACUGCACAUGGCAAUUCAGAGGCAAGACAGCAAGAGUGCCCUCUUCCUUCUUGAGCACCAGGCUGAUAUAAAUGUUCGGACCCGUGACAGUGAGACAGCUCUUCAGUUGGCCAUCAAGAACCAGCUACCACUUGUGGUUGAUGCUCUUUGUACCCGUGGUGCAGAUAUGGCUGUACCAGAUGAGAAGGGAAAUGCACCACUGUGGCUAGCCCUGGAGAAUGGACUUGAGGAUAUAGCCUCCACUCUGGUGAGACAUGGCUGUGAUGCAACGUGUUGGGGUACUGGACCUGGGGGAUGUCUGCAGACUCUGUUACAUCGAGCUAUUGAUGAAAAUAACGAAAACUCUGGCUGCUUCCUCAUUCGCAGUGGGUGCGAUGGAAACAGUCCCAGACGACCAGGCCCCAAUGGUGAAGGUGAUGAGGAGGCACAUGAUGGACAGACACCAUUGCACAUGGCAGCAAGCUGGGGCCUUGAAGAAGUGGUGCAGUGCCUUCUGGAGUUUGGUGCCAAUGUCAAUACUCAGGAUGCAGAGGGAAGGACUCCGAUCCACGUUGCCAUUAGCAACCAACACAGUGUUAUAAUUCAGCUUUUGAUCUCGCAUCCUGAUAUCCGGUUAAACACACGGGAUCGUCAGGGUCAGACACCCUUUGCCUGUGCAAUGACCUACAAAAACAACAAGGCCGCGGAGUCGAUCCUCAAACGGGAACCAGGAGCAGCUGAACAGGUUGAUAACAAAGGGAGGAACUUUCUUCACAUUGCUGUACAGAACUCUGAUAUCGAGAGUGUUCUUUUCCUGAUCAGCGUGCAGGCUAAUGUGAACUCUCGAGUGCAGGAUGCAUCUAAGCUUACACCACUGCACCUGGCGGUACAAGCAGGCUCUGAGAUAAUAGUCCGGAAUCUGCUGCUUGCAGGGGCCAAGGUGAAUGAGCUCACGAAACACCGUCAGACUGCUCUCCAUCUGGCAGCCCAGCAGGACCUGCCAACUAUCUGCUCUGUGCUCCUGGAGAACGGUGUGGAAUUUUCUGCUGUUGAUGAGAAUGGGAACAAUGCCCUUCAUUUGGCUGUUAUGCAUGGACGCCUCAACGUAGUGCGUGUCCUCCUAACUGAAUGCAGUGUGGAUGCUGAAGUCUUCAAUCUGAGGGGGCAGUCACCUAUGCAUGUCUUGGGACAUUAUGGGAAGGAAAAUGCAGCAACCAUCUUUGAGCUCUUCUUGGAAUGUAUGCCAGAUUAUCCUUUGGAUAAACCAGAUUCUGAAGGGAAUACAGUCCUGCUCUUGGCUUACAUGAAGGGAAAUGCUAACCUGUGUCGAGCCAUUGUGCGAGCUGGAGCCCGACUGGGAGUCAACAACAAUCAGGGGACCAACAUAUUUAACUAUCAGGUGGCCACAAAACAGCUGCUCUUCCGGCUUCUAGAUAUGCUGUCCAAGGAGCCUCCAUGGUGUGAGGGCUCUAACUGCUUUGAGUGCAUUUCCAAGUUUGGAGUCACUAUGCGGAAACACCAUUGCCGCCAUUGUGGACGACUGCUUUGUCACAAGUGUUCGACAAAGGAAAUUCCCAUCAUCAAGUUUGAUUUGAACAAGCCUGUGAGGGUGUGCGAUAUUUGCUUUGAUGUGCUGACACUGGGUGGGGUCUCUUAGUACUUGUUGGAAUUGCCCUUGCGUUUAGUGUUUUGGCAGCACUACACAGCGCCUUUCUAGGAGCCAGAAACUCUAAUUGGACUAGCACCUUUCGAAGAGAAGCCCAAAUGCUUGAGGGACCACAUUAUAUUACUCAGAUUGAAAUUAUGCUGUUUGAUUCUCCAAUGUAUUAACGGACUCUGAUAUGGAUGGAUGUAUAGCCAUGUGAAUCGAUCAGAAUUGAGUGUUGGUGCUUGUGGCUGGGGUUGGGUUUGACCCUAUUCUGAUAGGGUUGUAUGGUAGAAAUAUUCAGGACCUGGUGUCCUUUCAAGUUAACACUCUCCAGCUUCUGCUCUACUUUGUAUUUUUUUAAAUUCAUGUUCAUAAAUUGCAGAUAACACAUUUUGCCCCUCCCAACUCUAUCCAGCGAUAUCGUCCAAUUGUCAUCUUGAUGCUGUUACAGAUGUCAACAAACUCAACACAAUAUAGGUUAGCUAGGUGGGUCUGUGGGUGAAGGUGAGCAAUACCUUGAGGGAAUUGACUGUCCAUUUUGCCCUAUGCAGACUCUACAUGAGAACUGAAUGUGCCUCAGUUUGGUUAUCGAAUUCCUGACCUAUAUAUAGCAGCUGAAUGUAUAAUCCUUGGUGGUUUGAAUCUCUGCAAGAGCAAACUUGGUAACACUAAUUUAGGAAAUGUUUUAUUACCAAUAGAUAUGGUUGUGCAUUUAAAAAGGGAAAUGUUGCAUAUUUAGAUCAAAUGCAUGGUCAUGUACAUGAGAGAAUAUGGUCUUUUUUAAAACUGGAACGAGAUGGAGUAACUUUUUAAAAAUCUACUACUCUUCAACAUAAUCAAACCAACCUGUGGGAAGCUAGUUCUACACACAGUGCUUACUGAACAGAAUGGUUCACCUUUUUCAUGAAUUUCCCAGUCUUAUUUCACUUCGUCUGGAUGUCCAUUGUAUGGAGCAGUACAUCCAGUGCUAACUUCAUUUGCAACAUGGCCUAAUCUCACUCAGCAACUGAUAUUUAAUAUGCUUCUGAAGGCAUCCUGGGGACAAUAGAUUGUUGGCGGCCCUUAUGUGAACAGUGGCCAAAUCAGGUUGGAGCUCUUACUUUAAUUAGCUGGUGUUGGGUGAAUUCAUCCAGAGAGUCUCAGUAUCUUGGAAGCUUUAGUCAUAAUAUAGACUACGAAGCCCUUUUUGGUUAUGAUGUGUAAAUGACACUUGGGCUACCUGGAGAGGAAAGGAUUAAAUUGGGACCACUGUUCUAAUUUGUUGUCUCAUUCAUAAAAGCACUAAUCUAAGGAUUGCCACUUAGUCAAAAUUGUGUAAAAAUAUUUCAAGACAGUUACUGUAUUUUAUGCAUUUUGUACUGUGCUAUAUGAUGUUUCAAGGUGUCUUGGCAAAAAUGUUAUGCUUUAUUACAUUAUAUCUUAAUCUGUUCAGAUGGUAAAGCCUGCUGCUUCAAGAGAAGCCGACCAGCUGAUAUUCUGCAUUCACACCCCAUGUAUAAUUCUGCGCUGUACUAUGCAUAUAUUAUUGCUUGUCUUUGCUCCAGUGGGUGAGAUGGAGGCUAAAUCCAAUCCUUUUGGAAGAGUUUUCAUUUCAAUUCUUCAUUGAGGUCAGCAACUGUGUUGAAUAACAUUCCAUGUUUAUAUGAUGUUGGUGCAUUUGUGAGCAGAACUGAAUAAUGUAAGGCUGCUGAUAUGAAUAAACUAACAGACCUUUGGCUAACAGCAAUGGCUACUCUAAACCAAUCACCAGAGGCUGUUUGUGUGUCACGUUGAGAGAACAAUGCACUAUUGGUUGAUUCAAUUCAAAGGAAGUUUAAUCACUGGGGUAGAUUAGAUUUUGAGCCAUUCUGUUUAUUUACUGUGACUGUGCCUCAAUUUCAUGGUGCUAAGCAAUCUAUGCUAGUUUACUUUACAGCACCUAGUUAUCCAUCAUUGUUUCCCACUGGGACCUGCCAGCAGAUAAAGCCUAGGACACUUAAUCCUUGCAGCAGACCCGUGACAUCACAGGCCAGUUCAGUAUUUAAAUGUUGUAAGAAAUCAUGUUUUCAGAGAAGCACUGGGCUUGAAAUAGAUAACCAUUUUCCCAACUAGUCCUAGCACUUAAAGGUCAACAUUUAGGCAAAUGACUAUGAACAACAGUAAAUGAAUGGUGAAGGGAGUCAUCGCAGAGAUCUCUCCUUUUUACCGCCCAAAUUAUUUCAAAUAAAGAUUUAAUGCCUUUAAAAUCUCAUUCCAUCAUUCCUUUUUUGAUCUGGCCAUGUACAAGAUUAGUCAAUGGAAUCUCCCUUAAAUUGUAAUUAUGCAUCGAAACAGCUUGUCUAGAAUUUCUUCUAAAGCAGGGCUUUAAAGGGCAAUAACUCAUCAAUAGCGAAUUAGUCAGCAAGCUAUAGAUACCCAGCCAACUUUGGUAUAUGCAGUUGAGUUGAACUAGUUUUCGAGUUACUUUAUGCCAACUGCAAACACAAAUAGGCGUGGGACAUGUUUAAAUCUCGUACCCAGUAUAAAUGGGUACGAUCGACUGGGUCGGUAAUUACUUGUGAGAAAUCAAGUUGCAGCAAAAGCACCAACAUCUUAUUUCAUCUCCUUUUGCUGUCACCAGUGCUCUUGUAUUUGAGUCUCCUGUGUCGUGACUUUUAACCCAUUGAGGACUGCAUGUUGCCAAUAUCAGGAUAUUAGUUUACCAUGUUCAGUUUUGAUUGUGUUCUAGAAUCAUUGCUUAUUGAAUAAAACCACUUGGAGAUAUUAAACUGCAUUUACCUAAUAAAGACCAAAUGAAUUUAGAGAAAUUUGUUUAUUUAAAUAGCACAAUCUCAAUGGGUUAAAAUUCAUUCCAGCCUUUAACCCCCUUUAAUUAUCCAUUAUUCAGUAUUAGAAGAAAUAUGUUAUAGUAAAGGCUAUUUUUUUUGCACUAACAUUGAAACCUAUUGCACACAAUUGUCUAAUAAUGGUGUAUGUUUACUUCUGUUUACGGUGUAUAGGUAAAAAAAGUCUGUACAGCAAUGUCAUUGAACAGUACCCAAGAUGUUGCUAGCAGUGGUGCUUAAAGAUAUGAUAAUCAAUAUAGUUCUCUUUGGUAAUAAACUCUGACUCUCUUAUUACAAAGUAA